Molecule: messenger RNA, 1615 nt
Organism: Paramecium pentaurelia
Lineage: Eukaryota; Ciliophora; Oligohymenophorea; Peniculida; Parameciidae
Source: the annotation of a GenBank genome assembly
AUGGCUUUAACCGAUCAACUAUGUCUUGGUUUCACUAUUUUAGCAUUUCUAUCCUACAUAGCCAUCGAUGUAUUCCUUCAAUUACAAAUUCCCUUUACUAGUAUUGGACUACCACAAAAAGGUUAGAUAUGUCCUAAUCAAUAUAUCAAAUAUACUGAUUCCUUUGAAAUGUAAUGUGUAUCUGAUUGCAAUUAAAAUGCAAAUACUAAAAAAUAAGCCUUUCAUAAUCAUUUGGUCAGAAGAAAUCAACCCAAUUUCAUCACAUGUAGAUUUUAUUAUAAUUUAGAUGAAAAUUAAAUAUGUUUGCCUACUCUAGACAAAAAUUUCUAUUAAUUAGAACCAUAUGUUGAAAAACCUAUUUAAAUUUAUAUAAGUUAAUCCUUAAAGGAUGAUUCUUUUGUGAUAAUAUGCAUAAUUUUUAUUUCAUUAGCUAUCAUUUAUGGGACUUUGGCAUUUUAUAGAGAUUAUGCAGAAUUCAUAGUCAAGAUGUCAUCUAUAGUCUCUAUAAUACUUAGCUUUGCUAUUAUUUUAAUACUUAUGAGGAAAUAUAGAUCAGUUCAAGAGGCUAAUGAUAUGUAUCAUUUUAUUUCUAUUCCUUUUAGUUUGAUUUCAAAUGAUUCUUAAUAUGAUUUAUCACAAAUGGCUGCUAUUAUGAUGCUUAAUAAAAUGGAUAUAGUAUAUCUAGUGUUAAUUGCAUUUAUGAAUCUUUUAUUGUGUUACUUAAUCUUUAAAUAUAUAUUGGAUAGACUUCAAUUUUCAGUUUUUCCACUUACUCAUUGGUUCACAAUCCUCUAUUAUAAAGAUUAUUUAAAUAAUACAUAAAUGGAUCCAAAUCAAAAACCAAAAAAAUAUACAUGGCAUUUGAUCCUAUUUUAAAUUAUCAACUUUAUCCUAUUUUAUACUAUUAACAUGUAUCUAAAUUAACAUUAAAUAUUCUAGGUCUUCUUUGUCCAUAAGUUAAGAGUCCUCUCAAUAUGCAUUUGGAGAAACCUCUUUAAUUUUUAAUAUUGUUUUGCCAUUAAUUUCAUUUAUACUAUAUUUAUACUUUGCAAUAUAGAUUUGCCUACUUUCAGAAUAUAAUCUAUAUUAAAAAUAAAAUACAGUAUUUUCUUAAAUAGGGAAAGCAGGAAUUCAAGCUUUUAAUUUAAUUUUCUUGUUCCCUUUGAAUUUUUUAAGGAGUAUACUAUAAUUUUUUGGAAUGAACAAAUUUUAAUAUUUAGUAUUUACAACCCUCAGAUAAGGUUAAGAAUUAAUUAAUUAGGAAAAUCAAAAUAUGAAUUAAUAAUAAGAUUAAGCAGUUGAAUUAGAGACAAGACUUAAUUUAUGUAAUAAUGAUUUAAUAAUUAUUUUAGAUGAUUAAUUGAAUAAAGUUGCUCAUAUCAUCUCUAUAUUUUUAGCUUUGGCUUGCAAUUUUAUUAUGCUCAUUUUAUAAUAAAAUAUUCCAAGUCCAUUUUUAAUUUCUUUGUUGACAUAUGCAAUUACCUACACAUAUUAUAUUCCAAUCGUAGCUAGUCCACUUAAAUAUAGUUUCUUUUUAGGCAAUGGAUAAAUAGAUGACCAUAAAUAGUAAAAUAUGAAAUGUCUUUUAAGACUUUUAAAAUAAAAUUAAUAAUGA